AUGGAGCCUGCAGCUCCCUGUUUAUUGGGAUUCCUUUUGGCCUUUCUGCUCUUACAGUUCACAAUACCUGCCCAAGCAAUGAACUCUGAUAUACAAAUUAGCAUCCAGGUUCCAGAUGCAGAAAGUAUACUGGUGGAGUGUACUUCAGGAAACUUGAUCCCACCUGCUGACAUUACAUGGAGAGACAGCAAGGGGAAAGUAAUUCCACCCUCGUCAAAAUUUGAUUCUCAGGAUAGAGCUGGAUUAUUGUACUUGAAGAGCAAUAUUCUUCUAAAAAACAGAACACAAGGUCCUAUUACUUGUUCUAUUUACAAUGUAACUACUAAUCAGGAGAAAAAGAGAAGUAUUUUCCUCCCAGAUGUUCUGUUCAAACCAGCAUACAUGUCGUUGAUGUCAAAAAGACCUCCACGCCCUGUAAUAUAUUUGAUCAUUAUAUUAAUUCUUCAUUGUCUCAGAUAUUUUUGUUGUCUCAUAUGGAAAAAAUAUGAAUCUACAGAAGAGGUUAACGACAGAAAAGAGACAUUGAAUAUAAAGCUGAUUACAUGCUGCACAAUUGUCUGUGAAUGUCUACCUUUAGCUUUGUAUAUUGGCUUCCUUCCUCUCUACUUGAAAUUCAGGAGCCAAGCUUCUAUUUUGGACGAUGCAUAUCCACUGUAUAGUAAUUGGCUGUGGGAUGUAUGCAUAAUCUUGGUUGUGAUGAUGAUAUUUUUCACUGGACUCAUUGUGCUUCUACUUCGUACCCUAAAGACCAAAGAACAGAACCAACAGGAUCGUUUAAGCCAAAGUUCACACGAAGCUGAGCACGAAAUGUCAUCACUUUUGUCCCUAGGAAGUUCCAGAGAGGAAAUCAUCGUACACCAAGGAAGUUGCAGUGAGGAAAACAUCCUGGAACAAGGAAGUUGCAGAGAGGAAAGCAUCCUGGACUGAGGAAGUUGCAGAGAGGAAAUCAUCCUGGACUGAGGAAGUUGCCAUGAGAAAUCAUCCUGGACCAAAAAAGUCGCAAAGAUGAAACCAUGCUGUGCCAAGGAACUGUGGCAAUGAAAUGUUAAAUCUUCUUUAGCCCUUAAGAUCAGAUUGCAGUCUCAGCGGGGGAACUUG
Alexandromys fortis (reed vole) is the source of this 1098-nucleotide messenger RNA. RefSeq names its product selection and upkeep of intraepithelial T-cells protein 10-like. The coding region runs from base 1 to 927 and encodes 308 amino acids. Gene Ontology annotation, biological process: regulation of cytokine production; T cell receptor signaling pathway. NCBI's taxonomy places the organism in Eukaryota, Metazoa, Chordata, Mammalia, Rodentia, Cricetidae. The record is from RefSeq and is a predicted model, not a curated record. Gene Ontology annotation, molecular function: signaling receptor binding. The transcript is spliced from 10 exons. Gene Ontology annotation, cellular component: external side of plasma membrane.